Molecule: messenger RNA, 1137 nt
Organism: Piliocolobus tephrosceles (Ugandan red Colobus)
Lineage: Eukaryota; Metazoa; Chordata; Mammalia; Primates; Cercopithecidae
Gene: FCER1A
Product: Fc epsilon receptor Ia
Exons: 5
Coding region: 77-859 (260 amino acids)
Biological process (GO): immunoglobulin mediated immune response; cell surface receptor signaling pathway
Cellular component (GO): external side of plasma membrane
Molecular function (GO): high-affinity IgE receptor activity; IgE binding
Source: RefSeq, a predicted model, not a curated record
AUUUCCUUCUGCUUUUUGGUUUUAAGCCUAUAUUUGAAGUCCUAGAUCUCUCCAGCACAAUCAGCACCAGGAGCCCAUGAAGAAGAUGGCUCCUGCCAUGGAAUCCCCUACUUUACUAUGUGUAGCCUUACUGUUCUUUGCUCCAGAUGGCGUGUUAGCAGUCCCUCAGAAACCUACGGUCUCUUUGAAUCCCCCAUGGAAUAGAAUAUUUAAAGGAGAGAAUGUGACUCUUACAUGUAAUGGGAGCAAUUUCUUUGAAGUCAGUUCCAUGAAAUGGUUCCACAAUGGCAGCCUUUCAGAAGUGGCAAAUUCAAGUUUGAAUAUUGUGAAUGCCGAUUUUGAGGACAGUGGAGAAUACAAAUGUCAGCACCAACAAUUUGAUGACAGUGAACCUGUGCACCUGGAAGUCUUCAGUGACUGGCUGCUCCUUCAGGCCUCUGCUGAGGUGGUGAUAGAGGGUCAGCCCCUCUUCCUCAGGUGCCAUGGUUGGAGGAACUGGGAUGUGUACAAGGUGAUCUAUUACAAGGAUGGUGAAGCUCUCAAGUACUGGUAUGAGAACCACAACAUCUCUAUUACAAAUGCCACAGUUGAAGACAGUGGCACCUACUACUGUACGGGCAAACUGUGGCAGCUGGACUAUGAGUCUGAGCCCCUCAACAUUACUGUAAUAAAAGCUCAGCAUGACAAGUACUGGCUACAAUUUCUUAUCCCAUUGUUGGUGGCGAUUCUGUUUGCUGUGGACACAGGAUUAUUUAUCUCGACUCAGCAGCAGGUCACAUUUCUCUUGAAGAUUAAGAGAACCAGGAAAGGCUUCAAACUUCUGAACCCACAUCCUAAGCCAAACCCCAAAAUCAACUGAUAUAAUUACUCCAGAAAUAUCUGCAACAUUUUUUUUUCAGCAUCAGCAAUUACUACUCAAUUGUCAAACACAGCUUGCAAUAUACAUAGAAAAGUCUGUGCUCAAGGAUUUAUAGAGAUGUUUCAUUAAACUGAGUGAAACUGGUUAAGUGGCAUGUAAUAGUAAGUGCUCAAUUAACAUUGGUUGAAUAAAUGAAAGAAUGAAUAGAUUCAAUUUAUUAGCAUUUGUAAAAGAGAAGUUCAAUUUCAAUAAAAUAAAUAUAAAACCAUGUAACAGAA